UCUAGUGACAACCGUUUAGACGGGGGGAUAUUUGACGUCACUAGAUAACUAGGCUGGCUAGCUAGCGUGCUAAUUUUUGUGAAUUUUAUCCAGAAUAUUUUCCUGUGUGGAGCUACAGAUUUCCACAGUAUGAGCAACGUUGUUUUUUCGGCUACACGGGGGAUCAGCUCCGGCGGACCUGAUAAGGUCGACAUGUCUUUAGAUGAUAUAAUUCGUUUGAACAAGAAAGAGCAACAAGCAAGAAGACCGGGCCCGGGGAAUCGCAGGCCACUACAGAAGGGGAAGGUCUUUGUCCAAGGGAAGCCAGUUGGAGCGAGGGCCAGGGGACAGACUCAAAGACGAGGUGGUGUACCAAGAGGUGCGAUAACGAGAGCGGGUUUUGGAAGAGGCCGAAAGAUUCCCCCUCCAGUUGGUCGCCGCUGGGGUCAAGGGGUUAUCACUGGACUGGCAGCCCGGAAGACUGCAGCACUACAGAAAGGCAUCAGUCCGCUCAACCGACCUGCUAUCAACCGGAAGUUACAGCGCUUCAACAACCGAUCACGGCCCUUCAACAACCAAUCACGGCCUUUUAUCCAACCAGCCCAAUACAGACAGGUGCAAGGCCAAAGGAGGCGCUACAGACAGACAGACGUACAGAGACGCCUCGACUCGACAAGACCCUUUCAGCAGCGGAGACGGCCCUUGCCCCCUGUCCAAACCCAGAGAGAAGCCCGCCAGGCCACGUUUCUCUCCCGCAGGGUUCUCAAGGUCCCGAAGCCGUCUUUAACCUCUAUAUCCCCUGCCCCAGUUAGAACCCGCCAGUGGCGCACGUCAACAACCAGCAGUGGGAUCCUGACUGUUUCCAUCGACAACCCCACUGCCAUGACACAGUCUGAGCCUCCCUGUGCUUGGUCCCUGCACCCCUCGGCCCCCACCAGCUCUGCCCCAGUCAAGAUGAAGGUGGAAGUGGAGAAGAAAACGGAACCACCUAAAGGAGUCCCCUUGCAGUUUGACAUCAACAGUGUGGGGAAACCGACUGCGAUGACUUUGAAUGAGCGAUUCAGCAUCCUGAAAGACGAGCGGACCAGCAAAGGCAGCCGAUUCAUCACUGUGGGUUAAGACAAUGACGCAAAGGAGAAGGGGGAUCCCCAAAACCUUUGUGUCCCAGACAGACACACACACAGACACUGAUCCCCACCUAUCUGAUGAUAUA
Oncorhynchus masou masou (cherry salmon) is the source of this 1192-nucleotide messenger RNA. Its product is annotated as UAP56-interacting factor-like. Gene Ontology annotation, molecular function: mRNA binding. Gene Ontology annotation, biological process: mRNA export from nucleus. The record is from RefSeq and is a predicted model, not a curated record. Lineage: Eukaryota; Metazoa; Chordata; Actinopteri; Salmoniformes; Salmonidae.